GAUGUCCCGUGAUCACAUGGAUCACACAGUCAUUCCCAUUAAGGAAGCUGCUGAGCUCCACAAGGAAAAGCUGCAGAAAGCCAUGGAAACCCUUCAGUAACAGUUGGAUGAAAUGUCUCCGUGUCAGAGAGAAGAAGGAGCAGCUCAACUGGAAGUGAAGAGACAAGCCGAGCGUCUGAGGAAGAACAUCGAGGCUGAAUUUGCUAAACGUCACCAGCUGCUGACCGAGGAGCAGCGAGACCUGAUCACCAAACUCAGACAGCAGGAGGAAGCCAUCUUAGGACAAAUAGAAAACAAUAAGACCAAACAAAUUACUUCUAUUAACCAGAGAAUAGCGGAAAUCCAGACAAGAUUGACUCUCCAGAACAUCGGAUUCCUGAAGAAUAUCAAAUCCAUCAUUGUCAGGUCUGGUGUUGACAUCAAGAAACCCACAAAAGUGUCUGUUGAUGUGGCUGAGAGGGAUCUCAUUGGGUCUCUGCAGAGCAGAGAGUGGAAACUCCUGUUAAAGGGCAUCACUGCAGCUCCAGCCUCUCUGACUCUGGAUCCUAACACAUCCCAUUCCCGGCUCAUCCUGUCUGAGACCAGACCCGAGUGAGAUACAGUGACAGAGAUCAGCAGCUUCCUGACACCCCGGAGAGGUUCAGUUUCUGGCCCAGUGUCCUGGGGUCUGAGGGGUUCACAUCAGGGAGACAUUACUGGGAGGUGGGGUUGGGAAACAGCACACACUGGAUAGUGGGAGUGGCCCGAGAGUCUGUGCUUAGGAAGGGGAAUUUCACACAUGGACUUGAGGCUGGAGUCUGGGCUGUGGGGCUGUACAAUGGUGAAUAUGUAGCUCUAACCUCACCUCCUACGCCCCUCCCUGCGGGAGGACAGGUGUCGGUGUACGACGCUGAACACAUGUCUCAUCUCUUCACUUUCAUCCACACGUUCACUGGGAAACUUCCCUUAUUUCAGCAUUAUUUGUGGAGUCCUGUAGCUCAGUGGUGAGAGCACUCGCUUUGCAA
This is a messenger RNA of Callorhinchus milii (elephant shark), 1004 nucleotides long. Its product is annotated as zinc-binding protein A33-like. Bases 113 to 595 code for a protein of 160 amino acids. Lineage: Eukaryota; Metazoa; Chordata; Chondrichthyes; Chimaeriformes; Callorhinchidae. The record is from RefSeq and is a predicted model, not a curated record. The transcript has 6 exons.